Messenger RNA from Cantharellus anzutake, 1415 nucleotides. Its product is annotated as ferritin-like domain-containing protein. The transcript is spliced from 4 exons. Lineage: Eukaryota; Fungi; Basidiomycota; Agaricomycetes; Cantharellales; Hydnaceae. The record is from RefSeq and is a predicted model, not a curated record. Bases 102 to 980 code for a protein of 292 amino acids.
UAGCGGCACAAGGUGGUUCGCCCGUUCGAUUUUACAUAUAUAUAUAUAGCCCAAUCGUUGUACCCCCUUUCGUACUACAACCUCAAGUCGUUCGCUCAAAGAUGCUGCUGAAAUCUGUUACUCUCCUCGCACUCUCUGCCUUUGCAUCUGCUAUGCCUGUGAAGCGGGCUGCAGUGACAGAUUCGGACAUCUUCCAGAUUGCGUUGACUCUUGAACACCUGGAGAAUGCGUUCUACACUGAGGGCUUGAAGAAGUACGACGCGGCAGCUUUCAGAAAAGCUGGGUUCCCGGACUGGGUACGAGAGAGGAUAACCCAAGUGGCGGAACACGAGGCUACACAUGUCAAGUCCUUGGAAAAGAAACUCGGUAGCGCUGCCACCCAGCCUUGCACUUACCAGUUCCCAGACACCGACGCAAAGUCGUUCGUAACUCUCGCUGGGGCACUCGAAUGGGGUGGCGCCUCUGCCUACCUUGGUGCGAUAUCACACCUCACCGACCCAGACGACAUCACAGUGGCUGGUUCCAUAUUGGCCACGGAGGCUCGACAAGCAGCUUGGAUUAAUUCAGCGGCACUCAAAGGUUUCCCAUGGGACGGGAGUUUCAACACCCCUCUUACCGCGGAUGAAGUUUUGGGUAUCGUUCAAGGGUUCUUCAAGACAUGCCCUGCUUCGAACCCUAAGCUCAUCGCUGCGCCAUUCCCGAGCAAAUUGACUGUUGGGAAGGCGGUCUUGGGACACAACGUCGCGGUGACAUUUACACCUCCAUCUGGGUCCACGCAGCAGUUCUAUCUUGCUUUGAGGUCAGGCCUUAAGACGCACGUCAGUCCUAUAGUAGGAGGACAAGCCAAACUCCCUGCUCAUUUGCAAGGGAAUGUGUUCGCUACCGUUGUGGACAAUCCUAAUGUCACCACGGAUGCUAAUACUGUUGCCGGGACUGCCGUUUUGACCUUCCCUCUCCCAGCGAAUGCUCACAAUUCCUAAUCGCCUCAUUACCAUUGCUACGUUCUUUCUUCCUGUGAAACUAUUUAACUCUUGGAGCGCCCGUUUAAACCCGGGCGGUCCCCACCAUUCAUUUCUGCGUUUUGUUCAUUGGACACAUCAUAUUUAUAAGAUUCCCCUGUUGUGAUAACCCAUUUGUUUGUGACCAUGAGGACGAUUGUUUGUUUACAUCUAAAACUAUCAUGAUGUGCUGCGUCGACCGUCAAUAUUACUGUCAUUCGUUUACUGUCAUUCAUUACAUGGCCUGCAGCAUAUUGCGAAGUUUCCCUUUAUUCGCCUAAACUCCUUAAUUAUGAGAUUGCACACCAUAGGCCAGUGCCAAGACUCUAACUCCUUCAACUCCUUGCCCAUAAUGAUGUGGAGCGCACCCACUCGCUUUUGACGUACGUUGGGUGACCUUUUGCUACUUCUUUAUUG